Molecule: messenger RNA, 2196 nt
Organism: Peniophora sp. CBMAI 1063
Lineage: Eukaryota; Fungi; Basidiomycota; Agaricomycetes; Russulales; Peniophoraceae
Source: the annotation of a GenBank genome assembly
AUGUCCUCCUUGGAGAACAAUUAUCGCCUUGCACAACGCUGUCGCUGCGACUUAGUCAACGAAAGGGAACUCCAGAAACUAUAUCUUGAACAGGCCGAGUCUUCGGACGGUCUAUGGCACGGCCCAGUACCGCUCGCCGAGUGGCAGGAACGUUUCUUGCCCGCGACAGGAACGACCUCCCCGGCAAUCGACUUCAGCGCCGUUCACGCCAUUCCCGACCCACCCUCCAUCGCGAACUGUCUCUACGACAGCGCGAUAUGUUCCACGGUCUUUCCCCGUGCCACACACUCUGUACACGGGCAGGAUCACACAACUGGCACCUUCCUCUCCCCCGACAUCUCUAUCCUCGCCCAGAAGCUCGAUAUCGAUCACGACAGUCGCCGCUUGCGCGAUGAACUGCUGGGGUCGACUCUCGCGUUCGGCGAGAUCACGUCCGAGGACCGCGACCCUUGCGCGUUCGCGGACGGACGACCCGACUCGAAGGAAGCGGCGUCCGUGCGAGGUCGGCUACUAGCAAUUAUGCGUGCUGUGGCCGUCAACUCGCACCGCACGUUUUGCUACGCAUUCGUCGUCAUGCCCAAAUACGCGCGUCUACUUCGCUUCGACCACAGCGGCAUUACCUUCACCGAACUGUUCCCAUGGCGCACCUCUGGCGACCUCGCGGACUUUCUCUACCGCUUCGAUAACAUGAACGACGCUGAGCGCGGGCUGGAUACGUCCGUGACUACGAUUCCUUCCGCCUCGCAGGAGGCACGGCAGGCGAAGGGAAUACUGGCCAAGUCGGACGCUCUACCACAGGGUAUCUCGAAGACUUCUGUCAUUCCCAAGAACUACCGUGGCCCUCUUUCGCUCAUGCGGGUCUACGAUGACGAGAGCAUGACCUUCCAUCGCGUCGUUGUUCACCGUGCGAUCAAGGCUGCUGAACAUUAUCUCGGGCGGUCGACGCGAGGAUUCUACGGCGUGGACCUGGAUGAAGGAGCUGUCGUCUAUGUCAAAGACGCGUGGCGUAUCGUGUCGACUGGUUCUGUCCCGGAGGCAGCGACGUACAGGAGACUGGAAGCGCACAACGUACCCCACCUCCCUGGCUUCUACCAUGGCGGCGACGUGCCCACAUGUGCACCCGCGUCGCCUUCAUCGUACAGCACUUCACCUGUGACCGUUCAGAAGCAAAAGACCACAGUGCAUGACGCGAACGCCACUGUCUAUACACACCAUCGGCUUCUGUUCAAGACCAUCGGGCGCCCUUUAAAAACUUUCCACAGUACGCACCAGCUGUGCACGGCCUUAUCUCACGCACUUGAAUCGCAUGCUGCUGCGUACCAACACGCAAAGGUUCUACAUCGCGACGUGAGUGGCGGCAACGUUCUCAUCGACAAGGACGGGCGUGGCAUCCUCAUCGACUGGGAUAUGUGUGUCUGGUGUGAGGAUACAAGUGAGAUGGAGCGUAUAGGACAGCCAAUAGGCACUUGGCCAUUCAUAUCCGCCGACUUACUCAUGGCGCGCGAUCCGCGGGCACACCUCCUUCGUGACGACCUGGAGUCAUUUCUGCAUGUGCUCUUCUAUCACGUCUUGCGCUAUCGACCCAUGUACCCGGAAGGCAGCGACGAUCGGUCGAUCCUCAUCGACAGCUUGAAGGAGGUCUUUGACGGCGCUCGGUGGCGCGUUCCCAAUGGAAGGGUCGUCGGUGGCAAGGCCAAGGCGAGCUUUUUGGCCGGUACCACCUACUUUGCCUGCGGCGAGUUGCGCGCGCACAUACGCCCUAGCCCAUUAUUAGGGCUACUAGAAGAUCUACGCGACGCGUUUGAACCGCUGUAUUCAAGCAAGCCGGACCUCUCCCUGUACCAACCGGACGACGAAGAAUACGCCGCCAUCUUAGAGGAGCUGCAGGAACAUCAAAUCUCGUAUUCCGCCGCUCUUGAGAGGUUCCGGUCAUCAGAGCAUAUGCUGUCAAUGUUCCAGUACUGGACUCAAGACUGCACCAGCGACGGCUACGAGUGGCUAUCAGAUGAUGGCGCCGACGACAUUUACAUGCCUCGCUCCGUACCGUCACUGCUGUCGAGCGUAUCUCGCAGUAGCCGCAAACGUUCUGUGCCCCAAAAUGCCCCGACUUCGGCCUCUAAGCUGCCGCGACUCAGAUCGUCAAGAACUAGCUCAAUCGGGGCAGCUGGACGCGACAGGGGACGCGAAGAACCGUGA